AUGGGAAGCGAAAUCGAGCAGUUGAAGGCGAUAGUGGAGAAGCUACAGGCGGAAGUGACGCGUUUGAGUGAUCAGGAGGACAUCCGCAAGCUCCAGUAUACGUACGGUUACUAUCUCGACAAGUGUCUAUACAAAGAGGUCGCCAAUCUAUACGCCGACCAUCCUGACACAUGCGUUGAGUUUCUUGGGGGCCGAUACAAUGGCAAAGAGGGCGUACAAAGACUGUACAUCGGUCGAUUCGCCAAUUCCUUCGUAGCUGGGCGUAAUGGCCCUGUUUAUGGCUUCCUCCUUGAUCAUCCACAGAUGCAAGGCAUAGUCGAUGUCAAUUCCGAGGGCACACGUGCAAAAGGCCGCUUCCGCAGUAUGAUGUCGGCUGGUACCCACGAUAGCAUCAAGGACACACAUCCUCGCGGCCUGGUACAAUGGUGGGAGGGUGGAGUGUAUGAGAACGAGUACAUCAAAGAGAAUGGCGUAUGGAAGAUCUUCAGGCUGAAGUACUUCCCGUUUUGGCACGCGACAUUCGAAAAAGGUUGGGCACACACCAAGCCCAACUACGUGCCGUUCCUCUCGAAGACGUAUCCAGAAGAUCCAAAUGGGCCAGAUGUGUUGUGCGAUCACCCGAUGCUCUGGCCAGACACGCGCGUCGUGCCCUUCCACUACAAGCACCCUGUCACUGGUGAGCAAGUGGCCGACGACGAUCUUAGAGCUCCACACUUUGGGAAAGACCCUUCAACGAGCACUCCUCCACUCGUGCUGAGCAAACCAAAAUCGGAGAUGAAUGGCACGACUUAG
This is a messenger RNA of Alternaria postmessia, 792 nucleotides long. RefSeq lists its product as uncharacterized. The coding region runs from base 1 to 792 and encodes 263 amino acids. The record is from RefSeq and is a predicted model, not a curated record. NCBI's taxonomy places the organism in Eukaryota, Fungi, Ascomycota, Dothideomycetes, Pleosporales, Pleosporaceae. The transcript has 3 exons.